Messenger RNA from Myxocyprinus asiaticus (Chinese sucker), 1899 nucleotides. It is a transcript of the gene phf6, whose product is annotated as PHD finger protein 6. The transcript is spliced from 11 exons. Gene Ontology annotation, cellular component: nucleus. Lineage: Eukaryota; Metazoa; Chordata; Actinopteri; Cypriniformes; Catostomidae. The record is from RefSeq and is a predicted model, not a curated record. The coding region runs from base 239 to 1330 and encodes 363 amino acids.
CAAGCUAUCUUGACGGUGGCUACAGCACGUAAAGGGGCGUGCACUUGUGUUUCAAUGUUGGACAAACAUGCUUUUGGCAGUGCGCGACGUCACUUGAACGCCUCGCAAUGGUGAGAGACAGAAAGCACAAGCUCUCAAUGCUCAGCGAGAGGAAGAGCUACAACACCCUCUCACAGCCAGUCUAAAUCUAUCACCCCAUUCAACACACCAGUGGAUAGGUGUAGUGUGAAAACUGGUCAUGUCAGGACAGAGAAAAGGAGCUUCAGCACGUCUUCGAAAAUGUGCCUUUUGUCGAACGAACCGAGACAAAGAGUGUGGACAAUUACUGGUAUCAGAGAACCACAGGGUGGCAGCCCACCACAAGUGCAUGCUUUUCUCCUCCGCACUGGUAACGUCUCACUCAGACAGUGAAAACAUUGGAGGCUUUUCCAUUGAAGACGUAAAGAAGGAGAUAAAGAGAGGAAAUAAAUUAAUGUGUUCUUCCUGUCACCGGCCCGGGGCGACCAUUGGCUGUGAUGUCAAGACAUGCCGGCGAACAUACCACUACUACUGCGCUCUUUGGGACAAGGCUCAGACUAGGGAGAAUCCCUCCCAAGGCAUCUACCUUGUUUACUGUCGCAAACACAGAGAUGCUUCUCAAGAUGCUAGUGAUGAUGAACAGGGGGUUGCAGCUAAUGACUCAGAUUCGUCUCCGCCACGGAGCAGGGGCAGGGGGCGUUUUGAGAAAAGCAGAGUUAGAGGUGUGUCACGAGGACAGUCAGAUGACACUCGAUCCACUUCUUCACAAGGCAAUGAUGAUACAGAGAGCUCCUCACAUCGGGACCGGUCGCCUCUGAGAGGCAGUCCCAGUGAUUCAGGCCUUCGCUGUGGCUUCUGCCAUGCUGGUGAGGAAGAGAAUGAAAUGCGGGGUGUGCUCCAUUCUGACAAUGCAAAGAAGGUUGCUGCACACUACAAAUGCAUGCUUUUUUCAUCUGGAACCGUCCAACUAACUACCACCUCGCGUGCCGAAUUUGGUAACUUUGACAUUAAAACAGUUAUCCAGGAAAUAAAGCGAGGAAAAAGAAUGAAAUGCACCCUGUGUGCCCAGCUUGGAGCCACCAUUGGAUGUGAGAUUAAAGCCUGCGUAAAGACCUACCAUUAUCACUGCGGCCUGCAAGACAAAGCCAAAUACAUAGAGAAUAUGGCCAGAGGCAUUUAUAAGCUAUAUUGUAAGAAUCAUAGUGGAAAUGAGGAAAGGGAUGAGGAAGAUGAGGAGAGGGAGAGUCGCAGUCGAGAGAGAGCUGCUAUUGACAACAGCGCAGAUCCUCUACCGCAGGUCAACGGAAAUUAGAUGGAUGCAUGAAGACUGAAGACACAAUAAGAUGGGGCAAAAUAAAUACUUUUGUACAAUGCUCAGUUAGAAACUAGGGGCCAGCUCGCAAUAUCUGACAAUUUCAGUUUUCCUCUCUUUGACUGUAUUUCAUGGACAUUGUGAAUGAGAAUUAAGUUUAAUAUCAAAUUAUAUUGAUAUGUACUGCACUGUAAACCAUAACCUAGCUGGAUAGGUUCUAUUUAAACAUUUGGUAUAAUAAUACUUUAAACCACAUGACUGGAUGGAUGGAACAGUGUCAUGUACUUGUGCUUGCUCCUCCAGUUUCCACUUUGUCAAGCUGCUUUAACUGGACACACUCUGAAAAGACUGCCCUCUGACUGUUUGUGGUCCAUCUCCUCCAAACUAUGAAGUUAAAUAAGCCUUUCAAAGUAAUUCUCAUUCAUGAAACUAUCUUUACCUCUUUUUUUUCUCUCUUACAUGUAUUAUAUUUUACUACUGUAUUAUACUCAUGAGUAAUAUUGGAUAUGUGGUUUUCUUUUUAGUACAAGUCAAGAUUAAAGAACAUUGGCUAGCAUGCACUUUUCUAA